Miscanthus lutarioriparius is the source of this 2214-nucleotide messenger RNA. NCBI's taxonomy places the organism in Eukaryota, Viridiplantae, Streptophyta, Magnoliopsida, Poales, Poaceae. The record is from the annotation of a GenBank genome assembly.
AUGGCCGCGCACGCCACCAUAUCCGCGCGCGCCGGCCCCGCGCCCGGCGCCGGAGCGUCGGCCCCGGCCGAGCGCCUCGGCUUCCGCCGUCUCAUCUCGGUGGCCGGCCGCGGCCUGCGCUCCCCGCUCCCGGCCCGCCGCCGCCCGCCGUCGUCCGCGUCCGUCUCCCGCCGCCAGCGCGUCGUGCGCGCCGCCGCCGCCGAGACGCUCGAGGGGAACAAGGCCGCCACGGGCGAGCUGCUGGAGAAGUCGGUCAACACGAUCCGGUUCCUGGCCAUCGACGCCGUCGAGAAGGCCAACUCCGGGCACCCGGGGCUCCCCAUGGGCUGCGCGCCCGUGGGUCACGUCCUCUACGACGAGGUCAUGCGCUACAACCCCAAGAACCCCUACUGGUUCAACCGCGACCGCUUCGUCCUCUCUGCCGGCCACGGGUGCAUGCUCCAGUACGCCCUGCUCCACUUAGCCGGGUACGACAGCGUCAAGGAGGAGGACUUGAAGCAGUUCAGGCAAUGGGGAAGCAGAACACCGGGCCACCCUGAGAACUUUGAGACUCCAGGAGUUGAAGUUACCACUGGACCUCUUGGUCAGGGUGUCGCCAAUGCCGUUGGGUUGGCACUUGCUGAGAAGCACCUGGCUGCCCGCUUCAACAAGCCUGACAAUGAGAUUGUCGACCACUACACGUACGUUAUUUUGGGAGAUGGUUGCCAAAUGGAGGGUGUUGCUAAUGAAGCUUGUUCCUUGGCUGGGCACUGGGGUCUUGGCAAGCUCAUUGCUUUCUACGAUGACAACCACAUUUCCAUUGAUGGAGAUACAGAGAUUGCAUUCACAGAGGACGUGAGCACCCGCUUUGAGGCUCUUGGGUGGCACACAAUCUGGGUUAAGAGUGGGAACACUGGCUAUGAUGACAUCCGUGCAGCUAUUAAGGAAGCAAAGGCGGUUACCGACAAGCCCACCUUAAUCAAGGUGACAACCACAAUCGGUUUUGGAUCACCCAACAAGGCCAACUCAUACAGUGUGCAUGGAAGUGCAUUGGGUGCCAAAGAGGUCGAAGCAACCAGGCAGAACCUUGGAUGGCCCUAUGAGCCAUUCUUUGUACCAGAGGAUGUCAAGAGCCGCCACAUGCCACAAGGUGCUGCACUUGAGGCUGAUUGGAAUGCCAAAUUUGCAGAGUACGAGAAGAAGUAUGCAGAGGAUGCAGCAACUUUGAAAAGUCUCAUCACAGGGGAGUUUCCCACUGGCUGGGCUGAUGCUCUUCCGAAAUACACUCCAGAGAGCCAAGCGGAUGCCACCAGGAACCUCUCCCAGCAGUGCUUGAACGCACUUGCUAAUGUUGUGCCUGGUCUUAUUGGAGGUAGUGCUGAUCUUGCGUCCUCCAACAUGACCCUGCUUAAGAUGUUUGGUGACUUCCAGAAGGAUACGCCUGAGGAGCGCAAUGUCCGCUUUGGAGUCAGAGAGCACGGAAUGGGCGCCAUUGCUAAUGGCAUUGCUCUGCACAGCCCAGGGUUUGUUCCAUACUGUGCUACUUUCUUUGUCUUCACUGAUUACAUGAGAGGUGCUAUGAGAAUCUCAGCUUUGUCUGAAGCUGGAGUUAUCUAUGUUAUGACCCAUGACUCUAUUGGUCUCGGAGAGGAUGGCCCAACCCAUCAGCCCAUUGAGCACUUGGUGAGUUUCCGCGCAAUGCCGAACAUACUGAUGCUUCGCCCGGCUGAUGGCAAUGAGACUGCUGGAGCAUACAAAGUUGCAGUUCUCAACAGGAAGAGGCCAUCUAUUCUUGCUCUCUCAAGGCAAAAGCUUCCUCAUCUGCCUGGCACCUCAAUUGAGGGUGUUGAGAAGGGUGGAUAUACCAUCUCUGACAAUUCAACUGGCAACAAGCCUGAUCUCAUCGUGUUGAGUACCGGCUCUGAACUUGAGAUUGCUGCCAAGGCUGCUGAUGAGUUGAGGAAGGAGGGGAAGACUGUCCGUGUUGUGUCAUUUGUUUCCUGGGAACUUUUUGAGGAGCAGUCAGAUGAAUACAAGGAGAGUGUUCUCCCUGAGGCUGUUACUUCAAGAAUCAGCAUUGAGGCUGGUUCUACUCUCGGAUGGCAGAAGUAUGUUGGAGCCCAGGGCAAGGCCAUUGGCAUCGACAAAUUCGGCGCAAGUGCUCCUGCUGGAAAGAUCUACAAGGAGUAUGGCAUCACUGUGGAGGGCGUUAUUGCGGCAGCCAAAAGCUUCUAA